Pundamilia nyererei is the source of this 5233-nucleotide messenger RNA. It is a transcript of the gene cecr2, whose product is annotated as CECR2 histone acetyl-lysine reader. Gene Ontology annotation, biological process: chromatin remodeling; single fertilization. Gene Ontology annotation, molecular function: protein binding. The record is from RefSeq and is a predicted model, not a curated record. Bases 166 to 5040 code for a protein of 1624 amino acids. The transcript has 19 exons. Lineage: Eukaryota; Metazoa; Chordata; Actinopteri; Cichliformes; Cichlidae. Gene Ontology annotation, cellular component: CERF complex.
UUGAAACAGAUUGUAGCGCUCUCCGGGUCGCAAUGGCAACUGUCCCAACAGGACGGCGACACCAACUUUUUUCAUGUUUUUAAUGUUACGGAGGCACUAUACGUCGCGGAAGAAUCUACUUUCUAAUGUGAGAAAUAAACGUUACAGAAUUUCUUCAGCCCGAAAAUGUCCCAGGGAUGUACCGUUUCUGUGGAAGAGAUCCAGUCUUGGUGGGAAGUCCCCGCCAUAGCCCACUUCUGCUCGCUGUUCAGGACAGCAUUCAACCUUCCAGACUUUGAAAUAGAGGAGCUGGAGAAAGCCCUGUCAGAACAGGACUUGGAUUUCCUUGGGGAUCUCGUUGCCUGUCUGUUGCAGGGAUGCUACCAGCGCACUGACAUCACCCCCCAGGCAUUUAGCAGUUACCUGGACGACAUCAUCAGCUACCGCUGGGAGCUGGAAGAGGGGAAACCCAACCCACUUCGAGAGGGGCCCUUUGAGAGCUUACCCCCUCGCACUCAGGUGGAACUGCUGCACCGGCUGUGUGAUUACCGUCUGGAUGCUGCUGAUGUCUUUGACCUGCUUAAGGGCCUGGAUGCAGACAGCCUGAGGGUGGAACCCCUGGGGCAUGAUGGAAAUGGAGCCCUCUACUGGUACUUUUACGGCACUCGCAUGUACAAAGAAGAGCCAGUGACAAAGAAAGUAGGAAAACGCAGUGAUGAAACAACAGAACUAACAUUACCAGAGAAAAAGAAACGUGGAAGACCACCAAAGAAGAGAAAGCUGGAAGAUUCACCAAGUGAGGUGGAAAGUGAUGUGCCAGAGGUGAAGAUGGAACAUGAAUUGGAAGAUCUUCCCCCAACCACAGGCCGUAAGCGAGGCGCUUGGUCGCUGGUGUGUGAUACAGAGGAGCAGUGGCUCAGUCUGGCAGAAAGCAUCAAGGACAAAACCUCCCCACAGGAUCGCCACCUCUACCGUGUCAUUAGCCAAAACUUCCUGCCUGAGAUCAGCAACAUGAUUGAGCACAAGGAGCGUGAGCAGAAGCAGAAGCUGCUGGACCCAAACCCAGUUCGCGUUUCCCAGCGGUUCUUUCAAAAUCACAUAAAACACGAGGAGAGGGACAAUCUCAAGGCCGGAAUGGAGGAGGAGGAGGAGAAGAAAAAAGAUGAAGAGCUGGACAGGCAGGUCCUGCUGGCCGAGCAGAGACGAGAAGAGGAAAGGCUUCUGCAGGAAGAACGGCAGAGAGAGAAGCUAGAGAAGAUCAAAGCUGUGGAGGAGCGUGCAAAAAGGCGUAAGAUGCGAGAAGAAAAGGCCUGGCUGCUGUCUCAAGGAAAAGAUCUACCACCUGAACUCCUGAAUCUGGAGCCAUCCUCUCCCGUCCAGAGAACACGCAAGAAUAAAGAAUUCUAUGAAAUUGAUGAUGACUACACUGCUCUUUAUAAAGUGCUUGAAGCCCUGAAAGCCCACAAAGAUUCUUGGCCUUUCUUGGAGCCCGUUGACGACUCCUAUGCUCCCAAUUAUCAUGAGAUCAUCCAGACUCCUAUGGACCUAUCCACAAUUGAGAGAAAGCUCAAUAACGGGGAGUAUGUCGCUAAGGAGGAGUUUGUUUCCGACGUGAAGCUGAUGUUUGAAAACUGUGUCGAGUACAAUGGAGAAGACAGCGAAUACACUAUCAUGGCCGAGUCUCUGGAGCGUUGUUUUAGCCGAGCCUUAUUAAAACAUUUUCCAUCUGAGGAUGGUGACACGGACGAAGAGUUCCACAUCAGUCGAGAAGACAAGGAGCGCAAGGAAAGAAAACGCAACCGUAACAGCAAAGCUUUCGGGCCUGAAAGCUUGAUCAGGGCUACUGAGCAAGUACAACGUAAGCGAAGCUCACAAAAGGGCAAAAGUAGCGCAACUUCAGAGGAGGAUGCCAGGCUGGCACGGCUGCAUCCUCAUUGGGCUAACGGCCCCCCUCACCCGCACAGCUUGCCUCCAGGCCAGCAGCAUAUCCGGGAAGGAGAUAUCAGGGGGUUAUACCACCCAGGGCAACAGCUCCAUCAGCCUGGUCCCCCUGGGCCUCAUGGUCCACACAUGUAUGCCCAAAGAAUGGCCAUGGAUCCCCGCUUUGCCUACCAGGUUCACUUUUCUAGACAAGGAGACCCCAACUUAAACCAGUUGCCUCACAACUUUAACAUUCAGCAACGCAUGAUUGAGCCACACCACAUGGGGCCUAGGUAUCCAGUGGGUCCAGAUCCAAACCAGCAGCAGCACUCGUACAUGGGUCCGACUCAUGGCCCAUGCUUAGGACCACGUCCCAUGACCCUACAGCCUGGAGCUCCUCCUGAGGCCAGCAUCUACCCAUCCCACCACCGUCCAGAGGGCCACACUGUGCAUCCUAUGGGGAACAGGUUCUCAGGCCCGGAAGGAUCACCUCAGCACAACUACCCAGGCUUGAGACCUGCUGGCAUGCCACUACCUACUAUGUGGAGUGGUAUGAAUCAACAGGGGCAGGAGAGGCCCAGCGGCAUGUCUAUUCAAGACCCAAACAUGGUGAACCAGCGCAACUUUAGUUAUGGUGGAAUCCCCCCACCUGUGGGUCAUAAACCGUGGCCAGAAGCUGCCGGAUAUCCCAACCAUCCUUCCAAUGCCCAGUUUCAAAUGACUGCAGCAGCCAGCUCCCCUGGGCUCAUGUCUGCACGUCCCACUGUGCCCCACUCAGACUCCUCCGGCAGGACACGCUUGGCUUCCAUGCUGGAAAGCCCAGAGAUGCUGGCCCUGCAGCAGCUGUCAGCCUCUUCUGGACCCCCUGCUGGUGCCCCUCAUCAGCACACAGGCAACUUUCAGCAGCCUGGGCCCCCAUCAAGAAUUGGCAGCAUCCCAGCUCACCCCUCUCAACAGCUCCCCCCUGCCCCUGAGGUUCAGCUGCUGCAUCCUGCUAGAGACAAAGGCCCAGAUAGACAGCCUCCCCAGCAGACAAACUUGCACCCCAAAGGCACAGCGUCAGAGAACAAGAUGGCUGCCAGCAACAUUUCCGAAGAAGCUCCAUCACACAAAAACAUGUUUCCAGUUAACCAAGAGAGCCCAUCCAACCCUAGCCCCACAAGGCAAUACUGUGGGCUUGCGGAUAAAAUGCAGAGCCCCCCAGCCCCAACCUUGGCCAGGUCAGAAGAGAAUCCUUCUGGAUCAGCGGCCGCACAGAGUUCAGCUGAAAGCCAGUUGGAUAGUCGGGGACACUCUGCCAGUGAAAGUAAUGGUACCAUUCCUGUUUCAUCCCAUCCCAACUCGAGUAACACUGAUCCUGCUCUACACAAUCCCCCACAGCUUAAACCAAACAGUCCACAGCCAAAUGUUCCAAGCCUUGCACUUCUUCCUCAGAACUUCCCACCACUGGAUGUUGCAGCAGCUCAGAAUUCCACUCGGCAAAUGCCAGACAACUUAAAACUCGCAGAUGGUGUAAAUCAGGAAGGCAAACCCCAGCAAGCCAUUCAAAAACAUGAGCAACCUGAGGCGGGCAGCACCUCUCCUGAAAGCCACCCUCAGAGCUCUCCUCAGCCACUGAACCAGAACACACAGCAACACCAUUCUCUGCUAACCUCUCAUCAUGUCCCCCAAAGCAUCUCACCACACUGCACUACACAAAGCAGUCCCAUGCAUGGGAUGCCACACGGCGCUACUCAAGGAGCCCAGCCUGGACCCCCACACCCAGCCCCUCUGACCUCUUUGCCACCCAGCCAUCCUGCCCCUCUAUUACCCUCUCAGCCCAGUCCAGCUGAUCUCGGAGAUCAAAGGCCUAGCGAGCCUACGAGGCUGGACACGAGAAGCACUGCCAUGUCUCCACAGCACACCAGGAUGACAUCAAGUGUUUAUAAACACCCGGCUUUUAGUCCAAAUCGCCAUCAAACUCAGUUGGUGGGUAGUAACGUGGGAAUACAGGCUCCAAGCGGGCCAUCAGAUGGGCACAAUCCAGCCGUACCUCCUCACUCGCAAGGCCCAGAAAAUUCAACUAUGAGUACUUACGGCAUGGGGAACCCUCCACUUCCACACUACAACCGGGCUAAUAUGAAUAGGUCCAUACCUCCGUCUGCUCACCACCCAUAUCAUAACCAGUCCAUUAAUGCUCUCCACAAUCUUGCUCCCAACACCAACUACCAGCAGCAGCAGGGAGGGUCAACCUACCCCUACCACGUGCCAGGUCAAUCGCACCCUCAUGGUCAUGGCAAUGUGUACCCACCUCAUCAGUAUCAGCAGCAGCAGCAGCGCUACUAUGCCCAACCCCAUCCCCAAACUCAGGCCCAUAACCAAGCCACGGGCAGAGGGGGUUACCCUCCAGAGGAGUGGCAUCGGCCUCAUUAUCAGUCUCACCAGGCAAUGCCACACAAUGCCUACUUACCUGUAGCCAGUGCCAGAGCUAAUGGUCAGCUAAAGGAGAGCAGUGUCUCACCGCUGGGGUCUGAAGGCUCCAGCGGUACAAGUUUGGUUUCCCCAGGCCCAAUGCCAGGAACAGGGACUCAUCCUGGAGGCACAGAGGAAGGGAAGUGUGAAAACCAGCAAGCUGGUGGAGGCAGCAGCAUUAAUGGCAGUCCAGCAAAGCGGCCCCACAAUGAGGGCUCAGAGCAACCUGAAAGCCCAAAAGAAAUCCUGGACCUUGACAGCCAUAAUGCUGCUGCUCAACGCCGUAGCAUGCAGCAUCCACAUGCGUCUGUGGCGCACAUGACGUCCGGUUUUGUGUACGACCCUCGAGCCUUACAUCCAGGAAUGCAGCAAGGUGUGGUCCAUCAUAUGAUGUCCCAGGCCCGUGGAGCUGGAAAUGGAUCCCCUUACGCUGGCCAACCAUACCCUGAUCCACGACACUAUGCUGCUCAAAGACCCCACUCACACCUGAUGGAAGCUCUGCAGCGGCCCCAGCAGCUUCCCUAUUCCCCUGGCCAAACACGCAUGGUCAUGUACAGACACCCCCGACCUGGGGGGCACUUUCAGGGCAUGAUGAUUCAGCAGCGAGGUGUGGGACCAGAACGCUUCAUGCAUCCAGGACAACAGAUGAUGGCUGCUCCAAGCGGCCUUGGCAGUAAACAGGGAUUGUGAUUAAAAGAUGAUGUUGUCAACGAACAUCUGGAUAAACCAGUGAGCCAAACCGCUUCUGAGAAGAAGAGACACUUUUUCCGAAUAUAUUUCCUACUGAUAUUCUGCCACUGUGCAACAGUUUUGUUCAGCAGUGGGAUUAAAAAUCCAGCCAGGCAGCUGGUACUACAAAGUAGAAUUAAAAUGUGAAAUGUUA